AUGUCAGCAGGUAAAACAGCAAUUUAUCACUGGACUUUAGGCGAAAUUGCUUUGGCCCGAGUUUGUAAAAAAGUUUAUUCAAAUGUUCAAAUCGUGAAAAACGACGAUGGUUUGUUUUAUGAUAAAAAAGUUUUAGGUAUAUCUGGCAAUGAAGAUGGAUCAAUAACAGUCACAAAAGAGCUGUGCUACUAUGUAGAGACCUGUACCACUAAGAACAGGUUCUGGCUGCCGUACACCAGCCUGCACCUGGCGGAGAGGUCCAGGCCCUUCUAUGGACCUGCUCACAAAGCCCCCAAGAUCUCUCCACCGAAGACUCCUGCUGUUCCUAGAAAGAGAAAAAUAAAAGAAGAUUUAAUAGUACCUUUAAAUGUAAAAUUGUGUAAGAAGGAGCCAGAUCUCAACGCUACUUAUGAUGUUAUACAUACUCCUUUGAAACAAGGACGGCAUGAGAGUGCAUUUAAAGAGUUUGUACGCAGAGGCAAAGAAAACCUUUUUGACCAGUAUUUUGAGUACCUACAACUAGACAUAGAAAAUAAUAAGGACUGUUUGGAUUAUUUGAUAAAUGUUGAUGCUAGUACCGAGGAUAAAUUUGAGAUGGUGAUAAAGAAUAUAGUAUCGGAGAAAGAAAUAGAAAACUACCUGCAUCAGUGCUGGAGAUAUAAUUUUGUUCAUAAAUACUCACAGACGGAUAAUAAGGAUGCUUCUGAUAGUUCUAAUUCAUCAUCACCAGUAAAAGCGGUAAUAACUAUACACACUCCAUGGUGCCUCGUUUGUGGGAAGAAGGAGAAACUCCGGGAGUGCCCCAACUGCCCGUCCUCCUUCCACCUGGCCUGCAGAAGAGAGUGGCUUGUUACCAUCAUACAUCGUAAGAACCCGCCCAAGAAGACAGUGAAGCCGGUGACCCUGGUGGAGAAGAUAUUAUCCAGCACUCGCACCAUCUGCUCCGUGCGCAAGGAGAAGGAGAAUACUGAACUGUGUCCCAGCUGCAUGUGGGGGCCGAGGGUCGGCUACGACGACGUGGUGUGGCACAAGCUGGGCGCGUGCAGCUGGUGGCCGGCGCGCGUGCUGCUGCCGGGCGCCGCGCCCGCCUGUCUGCUGGCGCGGGGACACGACCACACGCACUGGCCGCUCAAGUACUACGGUACAUUAAACCACUCUUGGGGCGAAACGUCUCGCAUGACCCUGUUCCUGCCGUCUCACUCGCACAACACACCUAAAGACGAAAUGUUAGCCAAGGCUAUAUUAGACGCGUGCGAUGAUUAUAUCUCUGUAUAUCUCACUUAGGUUAACAGCCACCUACUAUGACCUCAUAAAGCUGUACAGUAGCGGUAUCUGGCUUCUGCUUCAUGUAUUCAUGAGCAUUUAUCUAUCAAAAGAGUUGAAUUCUUUAUCUUUAACUCAUAGCGUAGAUAAAUAUCCUUUCGUUUACACUUUGAAUCUUAAUACUGCCAUAUUUCAUUUGCAAAUGGUUUACGCAAAUGCAUGUUCAAUUUGUAAUUGUUUAUCGAGCAGCCGAUGAUGGAUCUUGACGGCAUGCAAUUGGGGAGGCCUAUGUCCAGCAGUGGACGAAUAUGGGCUGAUGAUGAAUCGCCCGACUAGUUUCGAAAUGCCUUGUCAGCUUACGAUAUAAAAAAAGCAGAGCGUUAUCCAAAAAUGCGUAAUUCGAAUACC
Molecule: messenger RNA, 1671 nt
Organism: Trichoplusia ni (cabbage looper)
Lineage: Eukaryota; Metazoa; Arthropoda; Insecta; Lepidoptera; Noctuidae
Exons: 7
Coding region: 1-1284 (427 amino acids)
Source: RefSeq, a predicted model, not a curated record